UGUUUUCCUCUCAUUCUACACUCUUCCACUCUCCCAUAUCUCUUCUCUACUUCACUCUACCCAUCACCAAACCAUUUCUCAGCUUCCUCCAUUCAAUCCCAGCCCCACAUCACUCUACCCCAUACAUCCGACAUCAUGCCCGUCAGAAUCCCCGAGAAGGAGCAUCUCCUCGACCUCCUGUCCAUGAAGGGCAAGGUCGUGCUCGUGACCGGCGCCUCCGGCCCGCGCGGAAUGGGCAUUGAAGCGGCGCGCGGACUCGCCGAGAUGGGCGCCGACGUGGCCAUCACCUACGCCUCGCGCAAGGAGGGCGGCGAGAAGAACGCCAAAGAGCUGGCCGCGUCGUACGGCGUCAAGGCCAAGGCGUACAAGUGCCAGGUCGACAAGUACGAGAGCGUGGAGGCGCUCGUGGCCGAGGUGGUCAAGGACUUUGGCAAGAUCGACGCCAUGGUGGCCAACGCGGGCGCGACCGCCGACUCGGGCAUCCUCGACGGCUCCGUCGAGGCGUGGAACCACGUCAUCGACGUCGACCUCAACGGCACCUUCAACUGCGCCAAGGCCGUCGGCCAUCUGUUCAAGCAGCAGGGCCAUGGCUCGCUCGUCAUCACCUCGUCCAUGUCGGGCCACAUUGCCAACUACCCGCAGGAGCAGACGUCGUACAACGUGGCCAAGGCCGGCUGCAUCCACAUGGCCAAGUCGUUGGCCAACGAGUGGCGCGACUUUGCCCGCGUCAACUCCAUCUCCCCCGGCUACAUCGACACCGGCUUGUCCGACUUUGUGCCCAAGGAGACGCAGGAUCUGUGGAUGAGCAUGAUCCCCCUCGGCCGCAACGGCGACGCCAAGGAGCUCAAGGGCGCCUAUGUCUACUUCUGCUCGGACGCCUCCACCUACACCACCGGUGCUGAUCUGCUGAUUGACGGCGGGUACACUUGCAGGUAAAGGCGUGCAAGAAAGGCUCGGCUUCACGUGUGAGAUGAGGGAGAAAAAGCAUACGCGGUAGUUAGCAAGAUUGAAGUAGGAAAUGUACAAGUGAUGCUUCACUUGACUUCUUGUUCACGUUUCAUUGGCCUUGGCC
Messenger RNA from Neohortaea acidophila, 1072 nucleotides. RefSeq lists its product as uncharacterized. Gene Ontology annotation, molecular function: oxidoreductase activity, acting on NAD(P)H, oxygen as acceptor. The record is from RefSeq and is a predicted model, not a curated record. Gene Ontology annotation, cellular component: intracellular anatomical structure. Bases 136 to 936 code for a protein of 266 amino acids. The transcript has a single exon. NCBI's taxonomy places the organism in Eukaryota, Fungi, Ascomycota, Dothideomycetes, Mycosphaerellales, Teratosphaeriaceae.